UCCAGCUCUAUAAACAAAAUCUGAGCAGAAGAAGAGAAGACUGAGGAAGAGAAGGAGGAGGGGAAAAGAGGAGAAAAACAGCCAGCAGAGAUUUUUUUCUUGCUUUCUUACUUUCUUCUUUUUCUUGGAAUCUUUGUGCGCGCGCUACAUACUGCCUGGAUAAAAAAGGACGAUUUACGCACAAGUUGAAGAGAAAAAAAAGCAAAAGACAGUCUCUGGCUUCUGGAGCGCGUUUAUCUAUUAUUUGUUUUAUUUGUUUAAGAAGCGGGGUUCUUACUUUAUUCUCAGUGGUGUGCGCGCGUUUGUCAAGCGCGUGCGUGCACGCACAUACAUACACAUACACACACACACGGACAUAAACACGCGCGCGCACACGCACGCACCAGGCGCACAGCCCAGCCGGACUGUAGGUAGGAUGGCGCAGCCCUGCAAAAGCAGCGCGGCCAAGGACGCGUUCCCCGAGCUGGUGGAGCUGAACGUGGGCGGCCAGGUGUACGUGACGCGGCGCUCCACGCUGGUCUCCGUGCCCGACUCGCUGCUCGGGCGCAUGUUCGGUCAGCAGAGCCCGGCGGAGCUCAGCACCGACACCAAGGGACGCUUCUUUCUGGACCGGGACGGAUUCCUAUUCCGAUACAUCCUGGACUACCUGCGCGACGGGAACCUCGUGCUCCCCGAUUAUUUCCGCGAGCGCGCCGGUCUGAGGCGCGAGGCCGAGUUCUUCCAGUUGCGCGAGCUGGCGCGCCGCCUCGCGCCUCAGGUGAGCAAGGAGAACUCGAUCAGCGACGAGGCGCAAGGUGAGCACGACCACGACGACGUAUGCGGCGGCGGAAGCGUCGGUAGCAUCGGGAGCAUCGGCAGUGCGCUUCCGACGACCUCCACGACGUCUACGAUCGCUCUAACCGAGCCACGCUCACCGUCACUCAAGUGCGGCUACAUCACCAUCGGCUACCGGGGCUCCUACACGAUCGGCCGCGACAUCCAGACGGACGCGAAGUUCCGCAGAGUCGCGCGCAUCACCGUGUGCGGCAAGACCUCGCUGGCCAAGGAGGUGUUCGGGGACACGCUCAACGAAAGCCGCGACCCCGACCGACCCCCGGAGCGCUACACCUCGCGCUACUACCUCAAGUACAACUUUCUGGAGCAAGCCUUCGACCGGCUGGCCGAGAUGGGCUUUCGGAUGGUGGCGUGCAGCUCCACGGGCACGUGCGCCUACACCAGCAACGAUCCCAAUGAGGACAAGAUCUGGACGAGCUACACUGAGUACGUGUUUUGCAGGGAGUGACCAAAAAGAAAAAGAAAAUCAAAGAAAAGUAAAGAAAAAAAAACCCAGCAACAACUACUACGACUACUAUAAGUGACCACUUGUUUUGGUAAAGGACUUUUGGCUGGACACUUAGAGUAAUGUUAUCUUAAUUGCCGUAGUUUUUAUCAUCAGAGUGGUCAGAAAAGAUGGGGUGAGGCAAGGGGAAGGAUGGGCAAGAACCUUGAAAUGUGGUUGAAAUAUGAUUGAUUGAAGUAAUGUCUGUUGUUGUUUCAACAUUGAAACAAUGUUAAAUGGUGAAACGUGAAUCAGCAUACUGUCCUCAACCUUUUGCCUUUUGAAUUAGCAUUUUACAUUUCAUCACCAUACAAUUUCAUCAUACAAAAACGGUUGGAUGGAGGAAUGAAAAAGUGGUUUUAUUCCAUUUGCAGUAAAUGUUGGCUUUACCAUACCUGUUGUAUUUGGGAGUGUGUUCAUGUUCUAUUGGUUUUACUCAUAUGUUUUUGAGAUCAGAUGUUCAAAGAUAAGAUUGGUAGAGGUGGGUAACAUUCUUUAUACUCUGCAGCUUUACUACAGUGAUGUAACUUAAGUUUAUUGUUAACAUUCUUAUUGUUGACCAUAGAAUUAACUAGUUUUAGUAAGCUAUGGUUUAUUAAAGGUUAAACUUUUCAAAAUCAACACUAAAUCCAAUGUUGAUUUAAUUAUAACAGCUGCCAGUUGGGAUCACCCUCAAGUAAGAACAGUAAGGUGUUAACAUAACAGUGUCAGGUCUAUAAAAAAAAAAAAUACACGACUCCAUUCUGCUCUACUAUUGUCUUGUAUCUUCUGUAGUCCAUCUGUUCCAGCAUUUCUGCUUCAGCUCAAGGGAUUGGGCUUGGUUGCCAGCAGCUGAUGGGUUGGACCAGGAAUGUUGGAGAAGAGAACUCGCUAAAACAUGUAGGAAAGUGGUGCUCCAAAAUUAGAGCAUUGUGGCCACCAGCUAUACUCUUCAAAGCAAAGAUGCUACAAAGGAUCCUUUGAUGAUUUAAGUAGAAUAUCUACUUUUUGGUCCAGUAAUUGUAGGUUCUUGCAAACAUGGAAGUAACAAUCAUUUUAGACCUUCAAAAACAGAAGUGGUUCUUCUAUAGCAUUUAUAAUAAUAAAAAACAACCCCUGUGUAUUUCAUUUACUCCAUUUACUAAGAGCUCAGUAAUAUAGACUUAUAAGUCUAACUAGUAGCAGAGGUGAACAGAACAGCCUAAAACCAGACAGAACCCUAAAGACUGAAUUUUCACUUCUGCAAAAUAAACAAAAACAAGAACUAAUUAAAAGUAGAUUCUUAAAAAAACUGUAAACUGUGAAAGUGAACAUGCACCAGUUCUGGAAAUACACAAAGAAGAACAAGAAGUGGGUAGAGCCAUCUUAAAUACAGCUAAACAAGCUAAGUAAAAGCAAAAAAAAAAACAGGUCCAAAAAUAAUAUCAUUUUACUGUUAAUAUUUUUAAAAGGGGGAAUGCUACCAAUUUCUCAAACUUAAAUUAUGAUGUAAAAAACCCUCAAUUCUAGAGAAAUGUACCUAGUCUCAGAAUUGUGAAGUUUUUAAUGCAUUCAGAGCUAGUCUUGUUUUCAGAUUUGUUUUUUGUUUUUUAAAUAAAUAUCCUGCCUGCCAGCUAAGACAGUAUUUCAUAACAGUUUCAAGUCCAGGUUUAGAUUUUUACAAAUAAAUGCAGGUGAGGCAGUACAUAAAUUGAUUCCCAAAAGAUUUAUCAAAAUUUUUCUCAUUAUCUACGUUCUAUAUGAAAAAUGUUAUAUGGAGAAAUUUGAAUGGAUUUAAAAAAAUAAAAAUAGAGCAGCGAUUUACAACUCAGAAGACACAUGCUGGGUUACUGUUAAUAUAUAUUAUAGAACAACUAAAAUUACUAUUUCCUGUCAAAACCACCACAUUAUAAAUACAUACAUUCAUUAUAUGGGCAAAAGUAUUAAAGUGACCACAGGAGCUUCUUUAGUUUUUUACUUUUUGUAACUUUACGUAGUUAGAAGGUUAGUGGCUUGAGUUUCUGUGGUUCCUAAAUGCUUUCACUUUUUAAUACUACCACUCACAGAUGAUGGUGAAAUCAUGAUACAUCUAGGAGUGAAGAAAUUUCAACAGCUGACUUGUUGCAGUAGUAACAUCCUAUUACAGAACCACACUGAGUUCUUUACAACCAGCCAUUUUUUCACUAUUGUUUGGUUUGAUUUGAUUUAACCCUUUCAGACCUGAAUUAUGUGCCAGUGUUGAAAAAUUAUUAAUAAUAACAAUGCAGUUUUCUGCCUGCAGUGCACACUAAGAAGACUCUAUAUAUUAUUGAUAUUAGAACAUAACAUUUAUAUUAACAUUAAAUCCAAUUAACUAAAAUAAGUAACUGUUUUAUUUUAAUAUCUAUUGGAUUGGCAGUCUGUGCUCAACAUUUUUACUUUAGAUUUGAUAUUGACCUUUUUGUUCAUAAGCCAUCCCUAAACACAAACAUAAACAUGGAAAAAAUUAGUAGUUCUAAAUUACAUAUAAUUGGUUAAAAUGAGCUCUUUUAAUUUGCGUCUUUGGCUUUAGUGCUGCUUUUUUUGGUGUUGUUGUUGUUGUUCAGUGCAGUGGGCGGGGCUAAGCUAUUGUUUUAUUGGCUUAGAAACUUUUUCCUUUGCCCUUUUUUUUGUCUAUUCUGAUAAAAAAAAUAGUCUCAAUUAGUGUUUAAUAAAAAGUAAGAAAAUACAUUAUGUCCAUUGUAAUGGAUGCAGUGUCUGACAGGGUUAAUACACCUGAAUCCAAAUGAUUAAGAACUGUGUCUCAAUUCAUGAUUAUACACAAAUAAAAAUAAAAUUUUUUGCACAGAAAAGUAAAUGUGACCAAAGUUGCGUUAAAUCCAUCUCCAGUUAAAAGUUGUUUACUCCUCUCUGUUACAAAACAUACACAUCCAGUUAUGAAGGGGUCCAAAAGCAGUGACCAAAAACCAGCGUGGGUUUAAAAAAAUGCAUCAGGUCAGAAAACUACACAACUACACUCAAUCCUGUGGCUGACUUUUCCCUGGGCUGAAGAAACCGCAGCUGUGGGAGUUGUUUAUUAGUCCAGAGAAGCAGCAGAGGAGGAGAGAGCUGCCUAUAGAAGCUGUAAUUAAAGUUAAAGAAGUGGAAACAUUGGGCAAAUGUAUGGAUUUUUCCAAAUUACAGAUGUAAAAAAGCCUAAAACAUCAAUCAAAUGGAGUAGUAAUAAGUAGUGGAGUAGAGGAAAUAGUAACAAUGAUAAAAAAUCAGGAAGUAAAAUUGGUCAGCAAAAACAGUUUUUAGGUACUAAAUUACAGAUAAACACGCUGCAGAACUGCUGUAGUUAACCCAGCAUUUGUUAUAUUAGGAAGGGAAGUUUGUUGACCUUGUUCUUCUUCUCUUUUUUUCAAUCUCUGUGAUCUAAAACACCGUUCUACAUUUAUCCAAACAGAGAAGUAGAAGCAACUGUAAUGCAGUGCAUGUGUCAAAGCAACUGAAAUGGAAGACUUUGAACGCAGUUUGAAUGACUGAAAUACAAACUUUUUUACAAAUCUACUUGAUUAGGCUUUUUUAAAACCAACCAAAUUUCACUUAAGAACUAAGACACCUGGAACUAAGUUGAUGCAAAUCAGUUUUAACCCUUUUUUAAAUGAUUAAACAGGUCAAUGAUUUAGUUAUUCAUACUGGAAACCAUUUAGCUGUACAAUGGAUUAUGUGUGGUCCCACAGGGCUCUAUUGUAGGGCCUAUAAAAUGGAGAUACAUUAUGAUAGUAAUGUACACUCGUAAAGUAAAGUGUGGGAUUACAAACAUUUUUUUUAGCAAAUCUACUUGAUGAGGCCUUUUUUAAGUUCAUCCAAAAUUCACUUUAGAACUAAGAGACCGGAAACUAAGUUGAUGGAAGUAAAGCAGAGGCUACUACCCAUCUCCGCAAAUCAGUUUUAUUUCUUUUUUAAAUGAUUUAACAGGUCAAUGAUUCAGUUAUUCUAUUCUAAAAGCAUUUAGCUGCACAGUAGAUUAUUUGGGGUCCCACAAGGCUCUAUAGUAGGGUCUAUAAAAUGAGAAACAUUAUGAUGGUAAUGUACAUUGUGCCAAAGCAUAGGUUGAAUAACUGAAAUACAAACUUUCUAGCAAAUCUACUUGAUGAGGCUUUUUUAAAUUAAUCCAAAUUUCAUUUUAGAGCUAAAAAUAACCUGGAACUAAGUUGAUGGAAGUAAAUUAGAGGCUUCUACCCAUCUCUGCAAAUCAGUUUUAACCCUUUUUUUUUAAAUGAUUAAACAGGUCAAUGAUUCAGUUAUUUAUCCUGAAAACCAUUUAGCUGUACAAUAGAUUCGUUAGGGUCCCACAGGGCUCUAUUGUAGGGCCUAUAAAAUUGAGAUACAUUAUGAUAGUAAUGUACACUAGUGAAGUAAAGUCUAAAGCUUACAUACAGAGUGUAAUAUGUUUUAGGUAAGGGGUUAAGUAUGUUCUGACUGUAUGUUUUGACUGCAGUUUAAUGACUAGCUGGUGGCUAUACACAGUGUUUAGCUUAAACAGUUCAGCGAACUCCGUUCAGCUUGGUGUGCAAAUUCCUAGAAACCAAAAACAGACGGGCCUGCCUGGACAGAUUUGGAUAUGGGAAAGACAUGCAGGUAACAUUCCCGGUUCUGUUACAACAGUGAGUAAUGUUACAUAAUGCCUUCUCCAGACGGGAACACUUCACUUCAAGUCUUCAAGUCUCUGAACUUCCUAAAAAGAAAGAAAAGGCCUUCAUGUUCCGGAUCCUGACUGACCCUUCAGACGCGAGGCAUCUGUUUCUCCUAAUGCUCUCCAGAACUUCAUAUUUUAGUGUUUCACAGACUCUGUUUUUUUUAGCGUUUGUCUUUUUUUGUUGUUUAAUCUCACUGGAGUUUUAUUAUUAUCUUUCUUCCACACAGGAAAAAGAAUGAGGGUCUUCCUUAUUGACAGUGACGUUUCUGGCAACACUUCAACAUGAGCUUGAGUUUUGUUUUCUAGUUGAUGGUGUAAGAUAACCUAUUGGCUCAUUUGAAAUAAACUGUUUUUUUUUUUUUUUUUGCAGUUUUUUAGCCCCUUAGGCCGGACCCUGUGUGUCCGAGUUUAUUUUUGGACGUUAUCUGAAGUUAAUAACGUGAUUUAUUUCUUUCUCUGCACUUGUAUAUUUGAUUUCUUGAACUUUUGCCCAAACUGUUUUUUGUCUGUGAGAUCCAAGGAAUAAACUCUGUAUGAAAGAUG
Astyanax mexicanus (Mexican tetra) is the source of this 6482-nucleotide messenger RNA. RefSeq names its product potassium channel tetramerisation domain containing 12.2 (gene kctd12.2). The record is from RefSeq and is a predicted model, not a curated record. NCBI's taxonomy places the organism in Eukaryota, Metazoa, Chordata, Actinopteri, Characiformes, Acestrorhamphidae. The transcript has a single exon. Gene Ontology annotation, biological process: regulation of G protein-coupled receptor signaling pathway; protein homooligomerization. Gene Ontology annotation, molecular function: protein binding. Gene Ontology annotation, cellular component: presynaptic membrane; postsynaptic membrane. Bases 416 to 1282 code for a protein of 288 amino acids.